This is a messenger RNA of Coccinella septempunctata (seven-spotted ladybird), 1916 nucleotides long. RefSeq names its product sodium-coupled monocarboxylate transporter 1-like. Gene Ontology annotation, cellular component: membrane. Gene Ontology annotation, biological process: sodium ion transport; transmembrane transport. The record is from RefSeq and is a predicted model, not a curated record. Lineage: Eukaryota; Metazoa; Arthropoda; Insecta; Coleoptera; Coccinellidae. The transcript is spliced from 9 exons. The coding region runs from base 52 to 1785 and encodes 577 amino acids. Gene Ontology annotation, molecular function: symporter activity.
CUUAAGGUGCUGAGAUCGAAAUAAUAUCAUCAAACGGUUUUCAACAACAAAAUGAACUACGACCUAGAAGAUGUCGAUCGUUAUUUUGACGCUUUCGAUUACAUUGUAUUUGCCAUUAUGUUGUUGGUGUCUGCCUUAAUUGGUGUUUAUUUUGCAUUUUUUGCGAAAGUGAAACAAAAUACUACACAAGAGUACCUCAUGGGAGGAAAGACUAUGGGCAUAUUUCCAAUUUCGAUGUCAAUGAUUGCGAGUUACAUUUCAGGAAUAAGUAUAUUAGGAAUUCCAGCUGAAAUGUAUACUUAUGGCACACAGUUCUGGAUGAUAAUUGCCUCAGAAGGAUUCGUGUCGUUGACUAUGGCAGUAGCAUAUUUGCCAGUUUUUUAUAAACUCCAAAUAACUUCUAGUUAUGAGUAUUUGAACUUGAGAUUCAACCAGACAGUACGAUUAUUUGGUUCAGUUUUAUUCCUCAUGAAAAUGAUGUUAUACAUUCCGAUAGUAAUAUAUGUACCUGCUCUAGCUUUCAGUCAAGUUACUGGAAUCAAUUUACACCUGAUUACUCCCCUUGUAUGUGUUGUUUGUAUAUUCUACACAACAUUGGGUGGCUUGAAAGCAGUUGUUUGGACAGACACUAUUCAGACUGUUGUAAUGUUUGGUGCCUUAAUAGCAGUUGUGUUUAUGGGAACCUACUCGGUUGGUGGUUUUUCUGAAGUAUGGAAAAGGAGUAGAGAUGGCGGAAGAAUAGAUUUCUUCAAUUUCGAUUGGGAUCCAACAAUAAGACAUUCGUUUUGGACUGUGACAAUAGGAAACUUCUUUUCGUGGAUGGCGUCCUGUUCAAUAAAUCAAGCCAUGGUCCAAAGAUGCUUAGCGAUGCCAUCCCUUCGUUCUGCCAGAGUAACAGUGUUGAUUCUAGUGAUAGGAAUAAUGACUUUGGUGUCGAUGUGUUGCUACAUGGGUUUGCUUAUUUAUGCAUACUACUAUAAAUGUGAUCCGGUCACGAGGGGAUCAAUCUACAAAUCUGAUCAGUUAUUGCCGUAUUUUGUUAUGCAUAUAGCAGCUAUAAUGCCAGGUCUGCCAGGACUAUUCGUGAGCGGAGUCUUCAGUGCAGCUUUGAGUUCUAUGUCUACCGGGCUCAACUCUAUGACCGGAGUGAUAUUCGAAGAUCUUGUGAAACCAAGAAUGAAACAGCCGCUGACAGAAAGUCAAGCAAGUUUUUUAAUGAAGAUCAUUGUAGUUAUAAUCGGGAGUAUUUGUGUGGCAUUGGUAUUUGUAGUGGAAAAAAUGGGCGCUCUGAUACAAGCUUCAGGAAGUUUGGGUGCAAUUACAGCAGGACCACUUCUUGGGAUCUUCACUUUGGGGAUGUUCUUCCCAUCUGCCAACUCAAUGGGAGCACUGAUUGGGGGCAUAACAAGCAUCGCAUUGAUCAGCUGGAUAUCGAUUGGAACUCAAAUCAACAUGGCACAGGGUUUAAUAAGAUUUCCUCAAAAACCUGUAUCUGUAGAAGGUUGCAAAGUGGACUGGUUAUCAGAAUAUCUUACUUUAUCCAUAGACAACCCCACAUCUACUAACAUUGAACCACCCUUCAUACUCUACCGAUUAUCUUACAUGUAUUACACUGCUUUAGGAACUAUAACUGCUAUUAGUGUUGGUUUAAUUGUCAGUUAUUUAUCUGCUACAAGCAAAAGGAAACAUUUGUCUAAAGACCUAUUCUCACCAGUUAUAUAUAGGUUUUUGAUGAAAGAAGAUGCUGUUGAAAAAGAUGUCACUCCGAAGAUAGCAAUGAAGUAGGCAAUCUUCAAUUCAUCUGCAAUAUAAUUACUUACUUUAUUCAAAUUCAAAAAUAAAUCUCUUAUAAAACAUUCCAAAAUAGUCAUGUUUCACAGAAUAAAGAACUGUCAAAAAUAAAUUUUAUUAAAGUA